AUGCUUCCUACCGCGACGGAAGCAUUGGUUGAGCAGCAUAUUAAUUCCCACAUGGCAAGGUUUGAAAAUAAACUAAAUAAACCGACACGCGAUGAGUACCUUCUAGCUCUUUCGUGUGUGCCAAUCGUUUCAGCUCAAUAUAAUCGCAACCCAGGAGCAUGGGCUAAAGAGGAGCGAGAAACGCUCGAGCGCCAACUGGUCUUGAUGAAUCGUUGCCGUCCACACUCGUUGGAGGCGAAAUUAAAGAGAAUUGCUCCAGCGCCGGCCAAGAGGACAGUUCCUGCUCAGACUCGUGCGCAGCGGACUCCCAGGGCUAAGCGUACACCAAGAUUCACACCAAAGCAAAAAGUUUUGGACACGUUUGACUUAACCUCACAAUCCAGUAACAAGCAACCCCGAGCUAUAGGCACGAACCGGGAUGACACAGACUAUAAGUCCAUUAUGGAUUAUUCCCCUCCUUUAGAGACUCUCGGAAACAAUGCAAAGGCAUUAAAAGCAGACUGGAAAGGACAAAUGCUGGAUCUCAGCAACGAUUCAGAUCGACACUUGUUGAGCGCCGCCGAGCUCAAUCUUGCAGCCACGUUAAGGCUUUCCUGUGCAACGUAUCUAUGCAGCAAGCGUCGCAUAUUUGAGGCUCGUGUGAGGGCUUUGAACGUCGGAAAAGAAUUUCGGAAGACAGACGCUCAACAGGCCUGCAAGAUUGAUGUUAACAAAGCAAGCAAGCUUUGGACGGCAUAUGAUCGAGUUGGCUGGUUCAGACCAGAGCAUUUCGAACAAUUUCUUAACUGA
Aspergillus nomiae NRRL 13137 is the source of this 789-nucleotide messenger RNA. Its product is annotated as SWIRM domain-containing protein. The transcript has a single exon. The coding region runs from base 1 to 789 and encodes 262 amino acids. Gene Ontology annotation, cellular component: SAGA-type complex; nucleus. Gene Ontology annotation, molecular function: transcription coactivator activity; chromatin binding; protein binding. Gene Ontology annotation, biological process: regulation of transcription by RNA polymerase II; chromatin remodeling. NCBI's taxonomy places the organism in Eukaryota, Fungi, Ascomycota, Eurotiomycetes, Eurotiales, Aspergillaceae. The record is from RefSeq and is a predicted model, not a curated record.